AUGGGAACUAUGAGAUCGGAGGGGCUUAAAGCAGCCAAGAACCCAGCAGCAGGCUCUCCUGCCGAAGGACCGCAUCACCAUUCAGACGCUGUUAUCAUCACUUGGGAUGGAAGGCACGACCCCGAGAACCCGUUCAAUUGGUCUCCACGGAAGAAAUGGCGGACAACCGGACUUGGUCUUCUAGCAAGUUUCGUCUGUUCUAUUAAUGGGACCAUCAUUGCAGUCGCUCACAAUGCUAUAUCCGAGGAAUUCAACAUCUCCAACGUGGAUUUUCCUCAUUCCUACUGGCCCACGACGUCCUGGGGAGUAGGGGCGGCUCUAUUACCCCUUGCCCUAUUUCCUAUCAUGGAGGAUUUUGGCAUUCGACCUGUGCUUCUUAGCACCUAUUUCUUCUUCGUCUGCUCCCUGAUUCCAAUUGGCCUGGCCCAAAACUUUACUACGCUUAUAGUGAUGCGAUUCUUUAGCGGCGGGUGCGUCCCAAUCAUGAGCGAUGCUGUUGCUAGUAUGGUAUCAAAUGUUUUCCACGGAGAUUGUGCUAGGAGCACGCCGGUAUGCCUUUACGUUACGACCUAUCUAGCUGCAACGAGCAUUGGCCCGGUGGUUGGCGCCUCUAUACUUCAGUUUCUUUCCUGGCGUUGGAUUGGCCACAUCGAAUUGAUUUGGACAGCCGCACUUUUCCCUCUCUUCAUCAUCGCUCUUCCUGAGACCCGCGGUUCUGCUAUAUUGCUAGCGAAAGCCAAACGUCUACGCGAUAAGGGGGAGAAAGUAUAUACAAUGGAUGAGCUUCACCAUGAUAGAAAAUUGUACCAGGCUGUCCUUCGGAGCGUACAACGGCCGUUGUACAUGUUAUUUACGGAGCCAGUAGUGUUCGUUGCAACUCUCUGGGCUGCAUUCAGCCUUGGAACAAUCUACCUGUUCACUCAGUCCGUCGAGCUGGUAUAUGGACAACUCUAUGGCUGGGAUGCUGUACUGGCAGGUUAUGUCCAGGUUGCCAUCGUGGUUGGCGAAAUCCUCGGUUGCGCGCUUUGUAUGUUUACCAACAGCUGGUACUACGCAUCUGCUGCCCAGAAUACCGAAGCUCCGGGAACACCUAUCCCUGAGGCGAGGCUAUAUACGUCGAUCAUUGGAGGUUUCUUCGGUGUUACUGGCGGAAUGUUCGUAUACGGGUGGACAUCAUACCCUACUAUAUAUUGGAUAGCACCUACUGUCGGCUUGACAAUGGUGGGAUUUGGAACAACCGCUGUUGUGAUAAGUAUUGCAAACUAUCUUAUUGAUGCGUAUAGCAAGUACGCGGCGAGCGCUCUCGGUGCUGUUGGCUUGGUCGAGAAUACUGCUAUCGCUUUUCUCCCUCUUGCUACAAUAGCAAUGUACACAGGCCUUGGAUUUCAGUGGGCCAGCUCAUUGCUUGCAUUUAUGUCUUUUGCCCUUGCCAUAACUCCAUUCCUAGUGUUUAAAUGGGGCAAGAAGAUUAGAUCUCGCAGUCCGUUUAUGAAAGAGGCAAUUAUAGACCGACAUGGGGGGGCAUUGUUGCUAUGA
Nannizzia gypsea CBS 118893 is the source of this 1536-nucleotide messenger RNA. RefSeq lists its product as hypothetical. Gene Ontology annotation, biological process: transmembrane transport. The record is from RefSeq and is a predicted model, not a curated record. Gene Ontology annotation, molecular function: transmembrane transporter activity. NCBI's taxonomy places the organism in Eukaryota, Fungi, Ascomycota, Eurotiomycetes, Onygenales, Arthrodermataceae. The transcript is spliced from 2 exons. The coding region runs from base 1 to 1536 and encodes 511 amino acids.